Symsagittifera roscoffensis is the source of this 1092-nucleotide messenger RNA. RefSeq lists its product as uncharacterized. The record is from RefSeq and is a predicted model, not a curated record. Lineage: Eukaryota; Metazoa; Xenacoelomorpha; Acoela; Convolutidae. The transcript is spliced from 6 exons. The coding region runs from base 256 to 996 and encodes 246 amino acids. Gene Ontology annotation, molecular function: protein binding.
AAUCUAAUGGAUGUUGAUUUAUUAACAAUUCAUCACUUAACAUUUAUUCGCUCUUCUUAAUACAAAACUGGUCCGAUAACUCUCCAAUUUUGGACGAAUCAGACGUUAAACAAUCCUGCUAAUUUUAAUGACCCAGCAAUAGCUUUCAUUGAUUUACAAUUUAAUUUUUUAAUAUUUCUACUGAAAACUAUUAAAAAAAUCAUUGGUUGAAAAAAAAACAGCUAUAGUCACGUGACAGUAGAGCAGUGUAGAAAAAUGUCUCCCAAUCGAGCACAGUAUCUACGACUUGCCAUCUUUGCGGCAACUGCUUUGAGCCUUCCGCUGAAUACUGCUCAAUUUUUUGUUCUGCAAGUAAAUGAUGCAAACAUUGAGAGUGAAGUCAAAACAGACAACACGAUUGAGCUGUUGUUCAAACACCCGGAUGAAAAUUGUUCGCAUCCAGUGCCAGAUGGGUACAGCAUCAAUUCAACCACAGACCCAGGUGUGGAUGAGACAGCUGUGGCUACUGCGUCGGCCGGGGUGGACUCGUGUUCGGGGUCUACUCUUCGAUACUCAGGUCUGAAUGCGGGCACCCUGUACUCAAUCAAUGUGUCAAGUUGGAGCAACACAGGAGGCUCUCUGUGGGGGAGCAGCGAGUGGUCAGGAUGCACACUUCCUACGCUGAGGGAGUCUGCCUCCUCGGUCACGUGGGUCAGUGACACUUCGUUCGACGUGUCUGUGGGGGCUGAAGCCUAUGGCAAUGUCACCAUCUCUCUCGAUCCUCCUCAUGAUGGACCCUUCAUCUACGAUGCGAACAACGCCGCCGUUCAGACCGCGAACAAUCUGACUGUGGGUAUCAACUACACAGUUGUCAUUAAUGCCAACGGACCCUCCGAGGCAUGCAAAGAUGACGUCAUCACAGUUACUAUAUAUGCUGCAUACAACACAGUCGUGGGCCUUCGACUGAAUGGAUUCGUGGUGGUAGCUCUAGCUUUGUGCCUCUGCCAACUGAUGUAAAUCUCACUGUUCUGACGGCCGAAUCUUCUCACUUGGCAGAAAAAAAAACUAAACAAUGGGACUUACAAAUCUGACUGAAACAACGAACUGAAGCUA